Molecule: messenger RNA, 1506 nt
Organism: Aspergillus calidoustus
Lineage: Eukaryota; Fungi; Ascomycota; Eurotiomycetes; Eurotiales; Aspergillaceae
Source: the annotation of a GenBank genome assembly
AUGGGUAUCUUCAAGCGCAAGGACUCCAAGAACUCGAUCCCAGCGGAGAAAGAGGACCGCGAAUCUUUUGUUUCGGUCAACAGCGCUCGCACCUCAAAUGCAUCAUUGAAAUCGCCGGGCUACAAAAGCGGCGCGCUGCCCUCUUCCAUUCCAGAGCUCGCAAUCGCAAGUCCCCCCGACCCGGCCCUGGAUCCGGCAGCAUACCUACGCAGCAUCCAUGCAGUCCGACACCGAUCCCAUAUUGUCCUGAGAAAGGCUAAGCGAAAUCAACUUAAUCAUUUCGAUGUCGAUAUGACCAAGUUUGCCGAAACAGCAUCCUACGUGGUGUCUAUCAUCAAGAGAGACUACGCUCCGGACUACUCGUCGAUUCCUCCACAUGGUCGCUGGCAACAUUUUGAUGUGGGCGGGAGACCCCGUGUCAAUCAGCUGCUGCAGUCAUGGCCGAGUACAGUCGAUGCACAAGAGCGGACUCGGCGAUUGAUCGACCUCUUUGUGGUAUCAGUUCUGUUGGAUGCUGGAGCGGGUACAAGUUGGUCGUACAAGUCCAAGGAAUCGGGUAAGGUCUACUCGCGAAGUGAGGGUUUAGCGGUGGCCACGUUGGAAAUGUUUAAGAGCGGACUUUUCAGCAGCGACUCUACAGAACCUUGCCAGGUGGACGGUGCUGGGUUGAAGAAAAUUACAGUGCAAGUUCUUGCCAAGGGAUUCCAGCACUCGGAUAGCAAUCAACUGGCUGGUAUUGAAGGUCGCGCUGGACUUUUGAUGAGGCUCUCGGAUGCGCUGAACAACCAAGAGUUCUUCGGUGUGGACGCAAGACCAGGGAACAUGCUUGACUACCUCCUUUCGCACCCUUCAACAUUAGCCUCAUCGGUCCCGAUCGUCCCAAUCACGACAUUAUGGACGGUCCUCAUAGACGGAUUCGCCUCGAUCUGGCCUCCUUCAAGAACCAGAGUGGACGGUUUGUCUAUCGGAGAUGCCUGGCCAUGUUCCGACCUUCCUCGAUCUCCUCCGGCUCAACCUUGGGAAAGCAUCGUCCCCUUCCACAAGCUCACGCAGUGGCUCUGCUACUCAAUCAUGGUCCCUAUGUCGAAGCUCAUGAAGAUUCACGUCGCGGGCAGCGAAUUGCUCACUGGACUGCCAGAAUACCGCAAUGGAGGGCUUCUGAUCGACUUGGGGCUACUGACCCUCAAGCAAGCUGACCUCGAGCGCGGCAUUGCCGCAUACAAGGAGAACGCUCAGAUCAAAGGCCAACCGAGCGUGGAGGUUGUGCCACUUUUCUCCGCGGAUGAUGAUGUGGUAGUUGAAUGGCGGGCAGUCACUGUUGGCUUCUUGGACGACCUUCUGGAAGAGGUCAAUGGGCAGCUCGGACUCCUUGGAGAGGACCAACUGACACUAGCCCAGAUGCUCGAGGCAGGCACAUGGAAGGGUGGUCGUGAAAUUGCCGAGGUUUCGAGGCCAAACACAAAAGAACCGCCCAUUAUGAUCCGCUCCGACGGCACAGUUUUCUAA